AUGAUCCGCCAGGGCUGGCUGUCGCUGGCAUUGCUUGCGGGCCAGCUGCCCCCAGCUAUCGCAGUCUUUGCCGCUGCAACACUAACAGCCUCUGACGUACCCGCAGCGUCCUACGUGCCCGCAGCCUCGUUUCUCUUCAGGAGGGCUGAUUCAUGUCCCUCUAAUACAUUCCAGUGCUCGAAGGACCUCGGUGCUCAAUUCAGCGACAUUUGCUGCCAGGACGGACAGACAUGCGCUCUCGAUGCCGAUAACAGCCCUGCUUGUUGCCCUUCCGGCGCCGUCUGUACCGGAGCAGCACCGGCCUCAGCUACCGGUAACCCGACUGCGAUCGCGUCCUACGUCUCCAACUCAUACUUCUCGUUCCCGUACGCCCCGACCUCAUACGCCGAUAGCGACGCCUGCAACUCUGCCGUCGAUGUGUGCUCAGAAAAUUACGAUGCCUGUGUGACGGUCCUCGGUAGCGGCGGCCAAUAUGGCGUGACCAUUGCUGUGCCCGGCGGUGGAGGAACCACAGUUGAGGCUGACGGUUCUGCCCUGGGCACUUCAGCAACCUCAAUAUGUUCGAGUUUGAGCUCUAAGGCUUGCUCGGAAGCUACGAAGUGCUCUGAGUAUGGAUCAGUUGCUCCCUUCUCCACACGGGUUAAUGUCUUGGUAGCUGGGUUUGGCAUUGCUAUCAGCCUGCUUAAUGUUGUUAUUUGA
Messenger RNA from Ilyonectria robusta, 699 nucleotides. RefSeq lists its product as uncharacterized. NCBI's taxonomy places the organism in Eukaryota, Fungi, Ascomycota, Sordariomycetes, Hypocreales, Nectriaceae. The record is from RefSeq and is a predicted model, not a curated record. The transcript is spliced from 2 exons. The coding region runs from base 1 to 699 and encodes 232 amino acids.